CGCAGGCGCGGGGCAGGCGGCGCGCGGUGCGGCCAUGAGCGGCAGCGCCGAGGCCGAGCCCCCGCCCGCGGCCCCCGCCGCCCCGGCGCCGCCCGCCGCCGCCGACAGCAAAGCCAGCCCGGCCGCCGUCGGCAGCGCCGUGCCCGGGGCACCGGGGGCGGGGGGCGGCGCGGCGCGGGGAGCCGAGGGCGGCGCGGCUGGUGGGAGGGGGCCCGUGCCCGUCUCGGCGGCGGUGGCCGCAGCUCCCCCCGAGGGGGCCAUGUCCAACGGGGUCUACGUGCCACCCAGCGCGGCCAACGGGGACGUGAAGCCGGUGGUCUCCACGACGCCGCUGGUGGACUUCCUCAUGCAGCUGGAGGACUACACGCCGACGAUCCCAGAUGCCGUCACGGGCUAUUACCUCAACAGAGCGGGAUUCGAGGCCUCGGACCCACGCAUCAUUCGGUUGAUCUCUCUGGCCGCACAGAAGUUUAUUUCUGACAUUGCCAAUGAUGCGCUGCAGCACUGCAAGAUGAAGGGAACAGCCUCGGGCAGCUCCCGCAAUAAGAGCAAGGAUAAGAAGUACACGCUGACCAUGGAAGACCUGACACCAGCACUUGCAGAAUACGGCAUCAAUGUGAAAAAGCCACAUUACUUCACAUAAAGACUUGAGGGAUUGUCACUGGGAAUUUUUUUUAGGGUUGCUUCUGUGCCAUUAAACCGCUGGGUAGUUUUUUUUUUGUGGAAAGGCA
Tyto alba (common barn owl) is the source of this 731-nucleotide messenger RNA. It is a transcript of the gene TAF10, whose product is annotated as TATA-box binding protein associated factor 10. NCBI's taxonomy places the organism in Eukaryota, Metazoa, Chordata, Aves, Strigiformes, Tytonidae. Gene Ontology annotation, molecular function: promoter-specific chromatin binding; RNA polymerase II general transcription initiation factor activity. The transcript is spliced from 5 exons. Gene Ontology annotation, biological process: transcription initiation at RNA polymerase II promoter. The record is from RefSeq and is a predicted model, not a curated record. Gene Ontology annotation, cellular component: nucleus; transcription factor TFIID complex; SAGA complex. Bases 35 to 643 code for a protein of 202 amino acids.